Messenger RNA from Gasterosteus aculeatus aculeatus (three-spined stickleback), 4330 nucleotides. The record is from RefSeq and is a predicted model, not a curated record. Lineage: Eukaryota; Metazoa; Chordata; Actinopteri; Perciformes; Gasterosteidae.
CGCGCGUUUGUUUUCACUCGAAGUGUCUCUCGCUCGACGCGCAGCUCGCGAGCUUGUCGGAACUUAACUGUCGCGUCGCUCUUCGUCUCCGAUGGACAUCAAGUCUGGGGAGAAAAGGCUCUUCGGACAAUACAAGGAGCAACUAGUUAGAGGAAACAUCAUCACGCGUCCCACAGACUUAUUACGCAGCGGAGAGGAUGAAGGGGAGGAAUCGCGGCGGUUCGCGGGGUUUCUAACCAACGUGAGCAGCAGCAGCAGCGUCUCCAGCUCCACGUGUGCAGCGGCGCUCGCCAUGAGUUAGACGGACCCCCUUGGACUGACCGCCGCUGCUGCCUCCGUCCCUCUACCCCCCCCCCACCCACGCCACCCGGAGCCCCCGCGUCCGAGUGCGGCGGCUUCUCUCGCCCUGCUUCAUGAGCCAGCAGGAUGCGGCUGAGGUCCUCGCACUCUCCGAGCGCCUCCUCAUAGCGUCGCACAAGGGACAAGCCGACAAUGUGGUCCAGCUCAUCAACAAGGGCGCCAAAGUGGCCGUGACCAAGUAUGGCAGGAGCCCCCUGCACUUGGCCGCCUACAAAGGCCACAUCGCGGUCGUGCGCAUCCUGCUCAAAGCCGGCUGCGACCUGGACAUCCAAGACGACGGGGAGCAGACGGCGUUACAGCGGGCCGCCGUGGUGGGAAACGGCGACGUCAUCAGCGCUCUCAUUCAGGAAGGGUGUGCGUUGGACAGACAGGACAAGGACGGUAACGCGGCGCUCCAUGAGGUGUCCUGGCACGGAUUCAGCCAGUCCGUCAAAGUGCUGGUGAAGGGCGGCGCCAACGCUCACGCCAAAAACAAGGCAGGAAACACAGCUCUCCACCUCGCCUGUCAGAACGGCCACGCUCAGAGCGCCAAGGUGCUGCUGCUGGGGGGCGCCAGGCCCGACAGCAAGAACCACGCGGGGGACACGUGUCUGCAUGUUGCCGCCCGCUACAACCACGUGGCGGUGAUCCGCAUCUUGCUGGGAGCCUUCUGCUCCGUGGCAGAGAAAAACCAGGCUGGGGACACGCCGCUGCACGUGGCAGCUGCUCUGAAUCAUAAGAAGACGGUACGCCUGCUGCUGGAGGCGGGAGCGGACAGCCACAUCUGCAACAAUGCGGGUCAGACGGCUCUGGACCAGGCCAGAGAACACAACAACCCAGACGUGGCUCUGCUGCUGACCAAAGCUCCCCAGGUGCAGAGUUUUGUGCGUGGCAGGAGUGCGAGGAAGAGGAGGGAGAAGAUGAAGGCGGAGGGCAGAGCUCAGUCUGUGCCCAGAGACGAGGCGCUGCCCUGUAAGGACAGCGCCGCAGACGACAGCCAGAGCAGCGACCGACCCGCCUGCAGACACGCCGACGUCCCCGAGACCAACAGCAGGGCGGCAAAGAACAGGAAGCGGAAGGACAAACCGUCUUUGUCCGAGCCGCUGCGCCGCAGAGAGACCAGGCACAGCGACGGCGUACGCAAGAGGAAAAGCAAACCGCCGGGAGCCGACAUCCCUCCACAUAACUACAAAGCCUACCAGCUCUACACGCUGUACCGCGGCAAGGACGGCAAGGUCAUGCAGGCUCCUCUGAACGGCUGCCGCUGUGAACCUCUCAUCAGUAAACUGGAGAACCAGCUGGAGGCCACCAAGGAGGAGAUGAAGACCGAAAUCCACACCGUCCAGGACCUGAUGAACAGCAAGAUGGGCCAGCUGGACCGCAAGAACAAACACCAGAUCCGAGCUCUUGACAAGAUGACGGUGGAGCGAGUGUCUGCGGAGAGGACCGAGUGUCUGCAGAGGAUCCAACAGCGGGCCCUGCAGGAGAGGCUGGAAGCAGAGAAGAGCCAGCAGGCGUCUCUGGUCAGCGAGCUGAAGACGUGGUGUCUGUCCAAGCUGCACAGCGGAGAGCCCGACGCCGGCGGCAAGCUGCGGCGCUCCUCCUCCGCCGCCGAGGGCCUGAGCGAGGAAGCAGCCGGCGUCACCGUGCUGCCCUCUGGCCGGGGGGGCAGCCUCCAGGGCCCGGAGCUCCACGACGGCCCGGCUCCCCUGGACUCCAGCCGGGGGGAGUCCGGCUCAGCCAACCACUACUUUGUGGUUCACGUGGAGAGCUCGCCAGAUGGUGACAAGGCUCCCGCUGCAGAGGUCAGCGCUCCCGCUGCUGCAGAGAUUCCCGCAGUCCAGGUGGUCCGGCCCAAGGAGCGUUCCGGGAUCUGUGCCGACACCCAGAAGAAGAACCAGGACCUGCAGGACGCCGGGCGCGAGGCGAGGGGGGGCAGGAAGUGCAGAUCCAGCAGCCUUUCUCCGGCCACAGAGCGCCGCUGCGCCACAACCGAGGCCGGGCUCAGAGGGCGGGACCAAGGGAAACGCCACAGGAAGCACAGCCGCAGCAGGACUAAGUCCAGAGGGGCCGCGGGGGUCAGGACUCUGGAGGUCUUUGGGGACCAGCCCAGUGAGCCCUGCUUUGCUCAGGAGAGGGACAACAUGCACGCACAGGAGGUGACCCAGUACUUCUUCGAGGCGGUGUCGGCGCAGAUGGAGCGCUGGUACGAGAGGAAGGUGCAGGAGGCGCGCUGGCAGGCGGAUCAGAAGGCUCAGGCCGACCGGGACGCUCUGAUGGAGAGGAUCGGAUACCUGGAGGACGAGCUGCGCAUGCUCAGGACUAACAGACACGACGACCGCUAACACACACACACACACACACUCUCCAUGUGAGGUUCCAGCGCCGUCGGCCUUUGGACAGCUGGAGUGCAGAUCUGUUUUCCUUCUGAACCGGGCCGAGCAUCCCGGAGUACUGAAAACAUUCCUCACUCAGUGCCCUGUCCCACAAGGGCUGCCGAGUGCAACUUCUCACACUAAUGCAUCAUAUGAAACACGUGCACAUGUUGGGAGGAUAAAAGUGAUCCGUGUAGCUCCAUGAGACGUGUGUAGAAGUUUACGAUGUAACAGUGUCUGCAUGUUGACGUUAGAAGAGCAACUCUGAUUAUAUGAGCAUGUAACCGUACGACACCUGGAGGUUUAUUGUAUUGAGGCUGCCCAUAGAACACGUUUGUAUAUAUAAGCAGCGACAGUAAUUAACAUUUUAAACAACCCCGACAUUAUUUGGACUGAGCAAGACACCCAACUCCUAAUUGCUCCCCGGGGACACAAUGUAAAAAGCCACGGGUUUAAAGUGUAAUGUAAGUCGCUUUGGAUAAAAGCGUCAGCUAAAUGACCUGUAAUGUAAUGUAAUGGUAGUCAUGACCUAAAAAAGAAAAGCUCUAAUUAUCAGCUCUCUUCAGACUCCAUAGAUUUAAACUAACAAGUCCACACGUGACAUUUACCGUCUCAUGGUUCAGUGGAGAAGGGACACGUCUCCACACCGAGGGUCUGUUCUCACUCAGUACUACGUUAUUGAUCAAUAGGUGACUUCUGGUUUGGGGCUGAACCAGCGGAGGAUUUGAGGACUGUCCUCAUUUUUUCCACAAAAGGACGCGGAUCAGCUUCCAGCAGGCCGACGUUGAAGAUGAACCACGAAGAAAGCGCAGCGUUGUUUUGUGGCGGUCGUGUUGGUUGGUUGGUUUUACACACAUGGAUGUGAGCAAUGCACUGCGUGAUUACGAUAAACAUUUUGUAUAAAAGAUUCUGAAUCUGUUCAUUGGUCCCUCUUUGUUACGUAUAUAAUUUACAUAUUGAGCUGUAUUUGUUUCUGUCCUUUUUUCCCACAUUCAUUGACAUUUUAUGAAUUCUAAAAAAUUCUGACAUACUAUGAACUCAAAAUAAAAAAGCAAACUGUUAAUUUACUAAGACUUUAGACGUGCUACACUGGGGUUAGAAAGCAUGUAGGUGUAUAGUGCGUCAUUGCACACCCUGAUUUCCUGCAGCGUCCUUUGCUGCCCCCCUGUGGAGAAACACCAGAACACAAAACUACAUUCAGAAGUUCUUGUAAGCUGAUGUUUUUAUUCUGUUCUAGAAGUAAAGUCGACUUUACAAAAAUAACAUUUUCACUUCCCGAAAACAACUAAACAUUCUGCUGUUAAUGGCCAAAGUUUGAGCGCAAUUAUAUUACUUAUGUAAGUUGAUAAAUGGAUGCAAAACAUAACCGAAGAAGUAGAAUUCAUUAAAACGAUUACAUUUACAUAUUAAAGAGUCAGUUUCUGUAUUUUAAAAGUUAAUUUGACACACGGUGUCAUUUGGUCAAAGAAAGUAACGUUAGCAGCUAAAUGAAAUAUUAUUGAAUAAUGUAACAGUUGGAUGGUUGACAACUAAAAGGAUUUACCUUUUUUUAAAUGAACACCAGUUAUUGUUCUGGUAAACAAUGUAACAUACAAUAAAAACAAUAUUUGAAUGUU